Molecule: messenger RNA, 3812 nt
Organism: Cuscuta campestris
Lineage: Eukaryota; Viridiplantae; Streptophyta; Magnoliopsida; Solanales; Convolvulaceae
Source: the annotation of a GenBank genome assembly
GAUCACUGUAUCAGGGGAGGACUCAGCAGCUUCCAACCAUAUCAGUUCCCCGUUGCCGAGAAACGCGCGCGAGCAGAGAAGAUGGACGCGUCGCCGUCGUCGUUUUCGUCAUCGUCGCCGGCGCCGGCUUCGAAAGUACACCUAGCUCUCGCAGCGUUCUUCGGCGCGUCGGUGAUGGCAAUCUCCGCCUUCUACAUCCACAAGCGCAGCGUCGACCAAGCUCUCGAUCGCAUAAUCAACCUCCUCCGCCGCCAGCCUCCGUUCCCCUCGGCCGAAUCUGUUCCGGAAUCCGGCUCAGAAACCGAAGAAGUAAUUGAUAUCUUAUUAAAUGACAGGAAUUUCCACAGCCGUCAUAAUCUAUCGGAAACUGCUCCUGUUCAGAACGGAGCCGUUUACCAUUGCGGCGAUAAGGUGUUGAGGAAAUACAGAGUUUCAUCUUCUAUGCCUAACACCGGUCUUUCGAACCAGUGGAUUGACGGGGACGCGAAUUCCGAUGGGCCGUUGGAGACCACUGAAAUGAUGGAGCUCAAUACGCAGGCACCUUCGGAUUUGCCCUCUCUAAGAACGAAUCGCCCAGAAGGAGAAAACCAAUACAAUGAUGGUUUUGAUAUGAAGGUACAUGUUAAGUCUGCUGGUAGGCAAAUGACUCCAAAAACCUCUAUUUCAAACACAUUGGAGGGUGAUCUCCAUGAUGAAGAAGAUGAGUUCCUUCAAGAAGAUAUGGAAAUCAUUCAUGAUGAUGAUAUCAUUCCAAAUGUCCAAAAUAAAUUAAUCACUCAGUCUCAAGCAGAAAAUGGCAUUCAUCAUCAUGGUCAGCCACAUAAAACAGUUGCAGAUGAAGGAAAACCCAAUGUUGACCAUCAUGAUAGAAAGGCGGAUUCAAGUCUAGGACACAUUAAGGCCACCAACCACAUCUUUAGUGGUAUCUUACCCCAGGUGACUACAACGAAUGAGACAAUUAACAUUGAAGAGGAAGAGGUUUUGAAGAUGAUCCGUGAAUGUUUAGAUUUGAGGCAAAGGUAUAUUUUCAAAGAAAGUACUGUUCCAUGGAUGAGGGCAGCAGAUGGCGAACCAAAUGUAAAAAAGAACCCGUUUCAAUUUGUUCCUCGUGAAGCAACUGGUCACUAUUUUAAGAUGGUUGAUGGAGUAGUUCGUGUUUAUGCUAGUGAAAAUGAUACUGAAGAACUUUUCCCUGUUGCAAAUUCAACAACGUUUUUCACUGACAUGCACUAUCUCCUAAAAGUGAUGGCUGCUGGCAGUGUCCGUUCUGCUUGCCAUCACAGGUUGCGAUUGCUGGAGGAGAAAUUUCGGCUCCAUUUGCUGGUAAAUGCUGAUAGGGAAUUUUUAGCACAAAAGAGUGCACCUCAUCGUGAUUUCUACAAUAUCAGAAAAGUUGAUACACAUGUACAUCAUUCUGCUUGUAUGAACCAGAAGCAUCUCCUCCGGUUCAUAAAGUUAAAACUAGAAAAAGAACCUGAUGAGGUUGUUAUAUUCCGUGAUGGGCGGUAUCUCACGCUAAAAGAAGUCUUUGAGAGUUUGGACUUAACAGGGCAUGAUCUUAACGUUGAUUUGCUGGAUGUUCACGCUGAUAAAAGUACAUUUCAUCGUUUUGACAAAUUUAACCUCAAAUAUAAUCCUUGUGGUCAAAGCAGACUCAGAGAGAUCUUUCUGAAGCAGGACAACCUUAUACAAGGUCGUUUCCUAGGCGAAGUGACAAAGGAAGUCUUGUCAGAUCUCGAAGCAAGUAAAUACCAGAUGGCUGAAUAUAGAAUAUCUGUUUAUGGAAGGAAACAAAGUGAAUGGGAUCAAUUAGCUAGUUGGUUCGUAAACAAUUCGAUUUAUAGUGAGAAUGCUGUUUGGUUAAUUCAGUUACCACGUCUAUACAAUAUCUACAGAAGCAUGGGAACUGUUACAUCCUUCCAGAAUAUUUUGGAUAACUUAUUCAUUCCUCUAUUUGAAGUCACUGUCAACCCAAAUUCACAUCCUCAAUUGCACUUAUUCCUAAUGCAGGUUGUCGGUUUUGACAUUGUUGAUGAUGAAAGUAAACCGGAAAGACGACCUACUAAACACAUGCCAACCCCAACUGAAUGGACAAAUGAGUUUAAUCCUGCAUUUUCCUAUUAUGCUUACUACUGUUAUGCAAACUUGUACACGCUCAAUAAGCUUCGUGAGUCAAAAGGAUUCCCAACAAUAAGAUUUCGACCUCAUUGUGGGGAGGCAGGGGACAUUGACCAUUUAGCUGCUGGAUUUCUUUUGUGUCAUAACAUUGCACAUGGAAUCAAUUUGCGCAAAUCACCUGUCUUGCAGUAUCUGUUCUUUCUCGCUCAGAUUGGACUGGCAAUGUCUCCUCUAAGUAACAAUUCACUUUUCCUGGACUACCAUCGCAAUCCCUUCCUUAUGUUCUUCCACCGUGGGUUGAAUGUUUCCCUUUCAACUGAUGAUCCUUUGCAAAUUCAUCUGACAAAAGAGCCCCUAGUGGAAGAAUACAGUGUUGCAGCUAAGGUCAGGCUUAUAUCUUAUGCUACUUCCAUCCUAGUGUUCGUCCAGAUUGACUUUUUGCAGUAAAACUUGAAUUUUGAUCAUUAAUUAAAUAAAAAUUGCAUUACAUUAUUACAUAUUACUAGAAAAUUGAUUUAAUUAGAUUUAUCUUGUAAAUAUAUUCCAAAAUUUAUUCUAUUUUAUUGUUAUACAAUAAAAUAUUUAUUUAGUUAAUGAUCAAAAUUUAUUGAGUUUGAGUGCAAACAAGUAAAAAAGGACAAACGUUCUGGAAUGGAGGUAGUAUAUUUUUUCUGUCAAAAGAGAACAUCAAUGUGUUUCCUUGCUGAGUUAUGCUAUUUUUUCCAGGUUUGUGAGAUAGCGAGGAAUUCUGUUUACCAGUCUGGAUUUUCUCAUGCUGACAAGUUGCAUUGGCUUGGGAACAAAUAUUUCAAGAGAGGCCCGGAAGGGAAUGACAUUCACAAGACAAAUGUACCAAACAUGAGGAUUUCCUUUAGACAUGAUACAUGGAUGGAGGAAAUGCUGUAUGUGUAUAGAGGUAAAGCCAGCAUUUGUGAAGAAAUAGAUUACUGAUUGAAGAAUGCCCCUGCACUUUACCAGCCCCCUAGGCUUCCCUGUUAUCUUCAUCCAAUUUACCAUCUCCAAAGUCGCAUUAUAAAAAAAGAUGGUCGAUGGAUUCAGGAAAUGCUCGACACAAUGUACACCUGUUACCAUCCAUACCUGAGUAAACUUGGCUAAUCUUUCCCGUAAUGCAUCAAGAGCCAGAGAAUGAAUUUGUGUUUAAGGACAACAACCCUGUGCCAAAUCAGAGCACUCCAUUGGAAGGUAUUAUGCUUUCCCUGGAGCAUCAUUGUUUCCUCCAAUACCAACAAAUGUCCUAACCUGGUUGGUAAUCCCAAAUAAACUUGCCCUUAUUCAAGGUUGGUAUGUGCUCAUCUUACCCAAAGAGUAUUCUCUUGUCCAUGUUAAUGUCUCAAAGAUGUUUUGCAAGAAGGGCCUUAUUCAGAUUUUUAUAGUCCAAACCCCCCUCUGAUUUGGGAGCACAAACAGUUCCCCAGCUUAUGGGUGGCCUUGUUUCAUAAAUAUCUGGUCCUCCCCAAACAAAAUUCCAGCAAACUUGUUCCACUUUUGAAAAUUCUGUUGGGGAAGCGCAAAAUACUGAAGCCCAGAAGGUAAAUUAAUGUCUACUUCUCCAACAUCUAAAUAAAGUAUGCUGUUUUACAUGACAAUGUCUUAGCUAUAUGUUUUGAAUUUUGAUUGUUUUAUUUUUAAUAAAAAAUAUUUUCACCAGCGACGAUAAGAGUUAUACGAAUUAU